Messenger RNA from Cervus elaphus (red deer), 3780 nucleotides. RefSeq names its product ADAM metallopeptidase with thrombospondin type 1 motif 2 (gene ADAMTS2). Gene Ontology annotation, biological process: proteolysis; extracellular matrix organization. NCBI's taxonomy places the organism in Eukaryota, Metazoa, Chordata, Mammalia, Artiodactyla, Cervidae. The record is from RefSeq and is a predicted model, not a curated record. Gene Ontology annotation, molecular function: zinc ion binding; metalloendopeptidase activity. Bases 144 to 3758 code for a protein of 1204 amino acids. The transcript has 22 exons.
CUCCGCGCCUCGCCUCCUCCGCCCCGCGCCCUGCGGUGCUGCAGCUGCGGGCGGCUCCAGCUGCCCCAGAUGUGGGCUGGGCGGCGCGCGGGGAACUUUCGCGCCGGCUGCGAGUGCGGGGCCCCGGCUGUGGUCCGGCUGCCAUGGAUCCGCCGGCGGGAGCCGCCGGCCGCCUGCUCUGCCCCGCGCUGUUGCUGCUCCUGCUGCUGCCGUUGCUCGCGGACGCCCGGCUCGCCGCCGCCGCCGACCCCCCAGGCGGGCCCCAGGGGCAUGGGGCCGAGCGCAUCCUGGCGGUGCCGGUGCGCACUGACGCCCAGGGCCGCCUGGUGUCCCACGUGGUGUCGGGGGCGACGGCCCCGCCUGGAGUUCGGACCCGCAGGGCCGCCCCUGCCCAGAUCCCCGGGCUCUCUGGAGGCAGCGAGGAGGACCCCGGUGGCCGCCUCUUCUACAAUGUUACUGUCUUUGGCCGAGACCUGCACCUGCGGCUGCGGCCCAAUGCCCGCCUCGUGGCGCCCGGGGCGACGUUGGAGUGGCAGGGAGAAUCGGGUGCCACCCGCGUGGAGCCCCUGCUUGGGACUUGCCUCUACGUCGGAGACGUCGCGGGCCUGGCUGAAGCCUCCUCCGUGGCGCUCAGCAACUGCGACGGGCUGGCUGGCCUGAUCCGUAUGGAAGAGGAGGAAUUCUUUAUUGAGCCCCUGGAGAAAGGUCUGGCGGCAAAGGAGGCCGAGCAGGGCCGUGUACACGUGGUGUAUCAUCGACCGACCACCUCCAGACCCCCUCCUCUGGGGGGCCCACAGGCCCUGGACACAGGGGUCUCCCCAGACAGCCUGGACAGCCUCAGCCGUGCUCUGGGUGUUCUGGAGGAGCGAGUCAACAGCUCCAGGCGAAGGGUACGCAGGCACACUGCUGACGACGACUACAACAUCGAGGUCCUGCUGGGGGUGGACGACUCUGUGGUCCAGUUCCACGGGAAGGAGCAUGUGCAGAAGUACCUGCUCACCCUCAUGAACAUCGUCAACGAAAUCUAUCACGAUGAGUCCUUGGGGGCCCACAUCAAUGUCGUCCUGGUGCGGAUAAUCCUGCUGAGCUACGGGAAGUCCAUGAGCCUCAUUGAGAUUGGGAACCCCUCUCAGAGCCUGGAGAAUGUCUGCCGCUGGGCCUACCUCCAGCAGAAGCCAGACACUGAUCACGACGAGUACCAUGACCACGCCAUAUUCCUCACACGGCAGGACUUCGGGCCUUCGGGCAUGCAAGGCUAUGCUCCUGUCACUGGGAUGUGCCACCCCGUCCGCAGCUGCACCCUGAACCACGAGGACGGCUUCUCCUCCGCGUUCGUGGUGGCCCACGAGACUGGCCAUGUGCUAGGCAUGGAGCACGACGGGCAGGGCAACCGCUGCGGUGACGAGGUGCGGCUGGGCAGCAUCAUGGCCCCCCUGGUGCAGGCAGCCUUCCAUCGCUUCCACUGGUCCCGCUGCAGCCAGCAGGAGCUGAGCCGCUACCUGCACUCCUAUGACUGCCUGCGGGAUGACCCCUUCACCCACGACUGGCCGGCGCUGCCCCAGCUCCCGGGGCUGCACUACUCCAUGAAUGAGCAGUGCCGCUUCGACUUUGGCCUUGGUUACAUGAUGUGUACCGCGUUUCGGACCUUCGACCCGUGCAAACAGCUGUGGUGCAGCCACCCUGACAACCCCUACUUCUGCAAGACUAAGAAGGGGCCACCUCUGGAUGGGACCAUGUGUGCGCCUGGCAAGCACUGCUUUAAAGGACACUGCGUCUGGCUGACGCCUGACAUUCUCAAACGAGAUGGCAACUGGGGAGCCUGGAGCCCCUUCGGCUCCUGCUCGCGUACCUGCGGCACAGGUGUGAAGUUCAGGACCCGUCAGUGCGACAACCCACACCCAGCCAAUGGGGGCCGCACCUGCUCGGGCCUUGCCUACGACUUCCAGCUCUGCAACUCCCAGGACUGCCCUGAUGCGCUGGCCGACUUCCGUGAGGAGCAGUGCCGGCAGUGGGACCUAUACUUCGAGCAUGGUGACACUCAACACCACUGGCUGCCCCACGAGCACCGGGAUGCCAAGGAGCGCUGUCACCUCUACUGUGAGUCCAAGGAGACCGGGGAGGUGGUAUCCAUGAAGCGCAUGGUGCAUGACGGGACGCGCUGUUCCUACAAGGACGCCUUCAGCCUCUGCGUGCGUGGGGACUGCAGGAAGGUGGGCUGUGACGGGGUGAUCGGCUCCAGCAAGCAGGAGGACAAGUGUGGUGUGUGCGGAGGGGACAACUCCCACUGCAAGGUGGUCAAGGGCACAUUCACGCGCUCACCCAAGAAGCUUGGUUACAUCAAGAUGUUUGAGAUCCCGGCAGGAGCCAGACAUCUGCUAAUCCAGGAAGCAGACACCACCAGCCAUCACCUGGCCGUCAAAAACCUGGAGACAGGCAAGUUCAUCUUAAAUGAAGAGAAUGACGUGGAUCCCAACUCCAAGACCUUCAUUGCCAUGGGUGUGGAGUGGGAGUACCGGAAUGAGGACGGCCGGGAGACGCUGCAGACCAUGGGCCCCCUCCACGGCACCAUCACUGUGCUGGUCAUCCCGGAAGGGGACGCCCGCAUCUCGCUGACCUACAAGUACAUGAUCCAUGAGGACUCGCUCAAUGUGGACGACAACAAUGUCCUGGAGGAUGACUCUGUGGGCUACGAGUGGGCCCUGAAGAAGUGGUCUCCCUGCUCCAAGCCCUGCGGUGGAGGGUCCCAAUUCACCAAGUAUGGCUGCCGCCGGAGGCUGGACCACAAGAUGGUGCACCGAGGCUUCUGCGACUCCGUCUCAAAGCCCAAGGCCAUCCGCCGGACCUGCAACCCACAGGAGUGCUCCCAGCCCGUGUGGGUCACGGGCGAGUGGGAGCCGUGCAGUCGGAGCUGUGGGCGGACAGGCAUGCAGGCUCGCUCUGUGCGCUGUGUGCAGCCCCUGCACAACAACACCACGCGCUCUGUGCACACGAAGCACUGCAAUGACGCGCGACCCGAGGGCCGCCGGGCCUGCAACCGCGAGCUGUGCCCCGGACGGUGGCGCGCUGGGUCCUGGUCCCAGUGCUCGGUAACCUGUGGAAAUGGCACCCAGGAACGGCCGGUGCUCUGCCGAACUGCGGACGACAGCUUCGGGGUCUGCCGGGAGGAGCGGCCUGAGACGGCAAGGAUCUGCAGGCUUGGCCCCUGUCCCCGAAACACCUCUGACCCCUCCAAGAAGAGCUACGUGGUGCAGUGGCUAUCCCGACCGGACCCCGACGCGCCAGCCCAGGAGACCUCGUCAAAGGGCCGCUGCCAAGGUGACAAGUCAGUGUUCUGUAGGAUGGAAGUCUUGUCUCGCUAUUGCUCCAUCCCAGGCUACAAUAAGCUCUGCUGCAAGUCCUGCACCCUGCACGACAACCUCACUGAUGUGGACGACAGGGCAGAGCCGCCCUCCGGGAAGCACAAUGACAUCGAAGAGCUCCUGCCCACCCUCCCAGUGCCCACUCUGGUCAUGGAGGUGCAGCCUCCGCCAGGCACACCCCUGGAGGCGCCUCUCAAUACUUCCAGCGCCAAUGCCACCGAGGACCACCCAGAAACCAACGCUGUGGAUGUGCCCUACAAAAUCCAUGGCCUGGAAGAUGAAGUCCAGCCGCCCAACCUGAUCCCUCGACGACCGAGCCCGUACGAAAAGACCAGAAACCAAAGGAUCCAAGAGCUCAUUGAUGAGAUGAGGAAGAAAGAGAUGCUCGGAAAGUUCUAAUAAAAUGGAAAGAUAGCAUCAA